Etheostoma spectabile (orangethroat darter) is the source of this 1281-nucleotide messenger RNA. RefSeq names its product nucleolar protein 58. Lineage: Eukaryota; Metazoa; Chordata; Actinopteri; Perciformes; Percidae. The coding region runs from base 248 to 556 and encodes 102 amino acids. The transcript has 6 exons. The record is from RefSeq and is a predicted model, not a curated record.
GGAAGCCAGGGGCGGGGGUUUACUCUCCCUGCUCGGUUGGUAGGAUAAAGGGAUAAAAUAUACAGUGAGAGGCAUCCAAUCCAGUUUGAGCUGGUUCUAGUAGUGGUCGAACGUUAAUUUUAAGUUACAGACGCUCUGGAGCUGGAGGUGUAGGCUGAGGUGUAUUUUACGUCUGACCCACAUUUUAUUUCGUAAAUUGUGAAAGGCUGCGUUAUUCUUUUAUCUCUACGGUACACGCGUAGCAACUAUGGGAAGGAAAACUAAAUCUACCGGUGGAGACGACAGCACAGAGCCUAUAAGGAGAAAGUCUCGGCGGUUGGAAAACAAGGAGACACAGCCAGAAGCACAGCCAGAGAAGACAAAGGCACCUCCCAAGACCAAGAAAGUAGCCAAACAGCCCACCAAGGCAGAGGAGAAGAAAGAAGAACCUGAGGUUGAGAAAGAAGAGACUUCUGCAGAAAAUGGUGACGCAAAAACUGAGAAGGAGGCUGCAGAUGGAGAUGAAGCAGAGGAAAAAGAGGACAAGGCUGAGGAGGAAGAUAAAGAAGCAGAAUAGUGACAUCCAUAGACUCACUUGUCAGGGCUCCCUGUACCUUGUUUCUUGUACAAUGCAGAUCAUAUUUUUAUCUAUUUUCAUAAGACGGUAAUGUUUUUUAGGCACGCUGCAUUUUUUUUUUUUUAAAUACUAUAAAUUCCAUACAGUUUCUUCUUCAACUUCUCAGUCAUUGUGAUGUUUUUUGGGAGGGGGGGGAAUUCUCUCAUUGUACUUGUUUUUUCUCUCGCCGACUUUUUCUUUUAGGCUGUAGAUUUCUGCAUGACAUUAAGGCAUGCCUAGAUCAGGAAUUUGUUGUUCAACUCUGGGAGAGUUUACCUGAAACAUUCCCGAGGCGUCUUGAUGGAUUUUGUAACCCGUACCGUUUGGAAUUUAAUACAUUGUAAUACUGUGUUUAAUAGGGAACAGGAUGAUUGAAAGUUUGAGAGCUGGGAUUUGAGAGAAGUCUUGUUCGCAACGUUCACUUCAAUCAUGUUCACUAGCACUGGACUUGGUUGGGUUUUUUAUGCUGUCAAUGAUAGUACAUUUGAGGAUGGUUAGAUUAAUUCAUGCUCUGUUGUGCUCAAAUGCAUUACAUAGCUUAUCAUACUUGUCAUGGUUUUGUCCUUUAAUGAUUACUGUGUUUUCACCUCCAGACAAAAAUGUAUAUGCCACAUAUUUGUGGAAAUAUCCAUUCAGGUUUGGGGAUUUCUCUACCAAUGUACAGUUUCAUCAUUUUAUUUUUUUUU